UCGUCCCAGGCUGCGCCUCACAGCCCCAGAGCGUGUGGCAGCUUCAAGUCGCGCCGGGACAAAGAUGCCCCGCAGCAGCCUGCACGCGACUGCCGUCCUCCUGCUGGUGAUCCUCAAGGAGCAGCCUUCCAGCUCAGCCCCCCUGAACGGAUCCAAGUGGACCUAUGUUGGUCCUACUGGCGAAAAGAACUGGUCCAAGAAGUACCCGUCAUGUGGGGGUCUCCUGCAGUCCCCGAUAGACCUGCACAGUGACAUCCUCCAGUAUGAUGCCAGCCUCGCACCUCUCCAGUUCCAAGGUUACAAUGUGUCUGUUGAAAAGCUGUUGAAUCUGACCAAUGAUGGCCAUUCAGUGAGACUGAAUCUGAACUCCAACAUGUACCUCGAGGGCCUCCAGCCCCACCAGUACAGGGCGGAGCAGCUGCACUUGCACUGGGGGAACCGCAAUGACCCCCAUGGCUCUGAGCACACCGUGAGCGGGAAGCACUUUGCUGCUGAGCUGCACAUUGUCCAUUAUAACUCUGACCUGUACCCUGACUUCAGCACCGCCAGUGACAAGCCAGAAGGCCUUGCUGUCCUGGCUGUUCUCAUUGAGAUAGGCUCUGCCAACCCGUCAUAUGACAAGAUCUUCAGUCAUCUUCAAUAUGUUAAGUACAAAGGCCAGCAAGUGUUCAUCCCAGGCUUCAACAUUGAAGAACUUCUGCCCGAGAGCCCUGGCGAGUACUACCGCUACGAAGGCUCCCUGACCACACCUCCUUGCUACCCUACCGUGCUCUGGACAGUUUUCCGAAACCCUGUGCAGAUUUCCCAGGAACAGCUGCUGGCUUUGGAGACUGCUCUGUAUUUCACAAACAUGGAUGAUCCCACCCCAAGAGAAAUGGUCAACAACUUCCGGCGGGUCCAGAAAUUUGAUGAGAGGCUGGUGUAUAUCUCCUUCCGACAAGUAGAAAACCUUACCGACACAGGACUGAGUUUGGGCAUCAUCCUUUCAGUUGCCCUGGCUGGUGUUCUUGGCAUCUCCAUUGUCUUGGCAGUGUCCAUUUGGCUCUUCAAAAGGAAGAAAAGCAGAAAAGGUGACAACAAGGGAGUCAUUUAUAAACCAGCCAUCAAGAAGGAGACUGAGGCCCACGCCUGAGGUCCCUGGCACCCUCAGACAUCCAAGGAAGGACCUUGCUUUGGACAUGCUUUGGCUCUCUGGACACUUGAAAUACCUCAAGGUGUUCUCUCGAGCUCACCUGUAUUCCCUUCCCCCAGCCUCUUGGGAGGCUCCCAGCUGGGCCUCCCCUGUUCUGCUGUCACAGCCCCCCCCCCCCCGGUGACCAGGGAGUGGGAUGAACUGAACCAGGGGUCAGGAGCAUUGAGUGAACUUCUCCAGCUGCAUGAGAUAGCUGAAGAUUCUAAACCUGACCUGUUGGUGGGCUACUAUGGUGUGGAAAACGCUUGUAUCCUAGAUUCUGUCUGGUACAUUUCUAGUGUCCUGAACAUUCUAGUUAUUCCCAACCUUCCAGACUAGAACAUGCACCCUUUGCUCAGGUGAUACUUUUGAAACUCAGCCUCAUUUCUCAGGGAGGAGUUAUCUUCCUUGGAUUUCCUUCUGCUCUAAAAGACCCUCUGGCCUGACCUUACACCUAUGGGGAAGAGUUGAGACUGGAAACAUCAUAUUAUCCAAAAGAAAGGAAGACUAUAAUAUAUUAGGGCAUUUUCACAGUCCUGUCUUUUGGGAUAUCGACACUGACCAAACCUUACAGCAAAGCAUGCUCAAGUUCUAUUUCUUAGUGGGUAAUGAAAAGGAGACAGAGGGGAAACAGGAUUGGGGGGUAUACGUUGCCCACAAUUCUUUCUUUGCAGUCAGAACUGGAGUCAAGAUAUCCAGUAUGAGAAAAACAGUCCAAGUUACUGCCUACUUAGCCUCAGGAGGGCAGUUAUGCUUUCUAGUUCACUCCAUUACUUGAAAACGAAUUGCUUCCUCUCUCCUGGAGUAGAUGUGAGCUUUGGAAUGAUCUACUUCUGUUUUGAACCCAUGGGAAGCAGACAGAAGCAAGAAUACUGGGCAGAUUUGCCUUUUUUUCCCAAAUGUCAAUUCUACCUUGUCUGAUAUCCUUACUGCCCGCUCAGUAUAAGGACUGUCUUCUCCUCCGGCUGAGGGGAAAUCUAGAUAAUGUUUAGCUAAAAUCUAUUUUCAUCCUGCCAAAGCAGGAAGCUAUCUUUGUAGAGCCAAACCAGGUCCCGGUACUUAACUACCAAAGCCAACAGAAUGUUUCUAAGAUCCUCCUUGUUCUUCCCACUCUGUCACAUAGUUUCUGAGAAUACUCCAUCCCUUCUUCAUGCUCCUCCCACAGAAGUGAGAACCCUGUAGAGAGCAGUCAGUUUCAUGGCUCAAAAGAAGCCUCAGCCACCGGCCCCUAAUUGCUAGUUCCUUGUAAUUCAUAGGGAGUUCUCUGAUUAGUCUCAUUUUGACAGCAUAGAAUGUCCUCUUGAAGCACAAGUUAAUAUAUAUUUUUUCUUCUACUCCUUCCUCUGUGUUGAUAAAAAUCCCUUUUUCUACUAUUGCAACAUUUCUCAGUAGCAAGCCCUGUGUCUUUGUAGCAUAAUUCACUUGGGCAAGGUUACAGGUGACCUGAUGGGGGCUCAGCUGUGUGUGCAGGAUAUGUGCAUGCACAUAAAAUCUGACAGCCUUUGAGUCUGGGUGCCACCCUAGCCUUGAGACCAACAUGCCUGAUGGCAUCACCACAGUAAGGAUAAGCCUCAAGAAGGAGCAACACAAUUUAAGUGGCUUCCUGACCCUGGUCCAGAAUCAUCAGCCAGAAACUAAUAUAAAGUGCUCUGGGACAGCAAUACUGUCUCAAAGAACUAUGCAUGGACGAGUUAUGCACAGCAAGGUCAUCCUACCUGGCAUGAAGACUGGUCAUAAAAGGAGAGGCGCUAGGAGGUGAAAGCAGUGGCAUUUAUCCUUCCCUCUUCCCCUUCAGCAUGGUCCAGGCAUUCAGUCCUCGUUCGAUCCUCAUGGCUGAGCUGAAACAAAGCCAAGGAGCCAGAAAGAGCGCUCCAAGAAGCAGCGCUGUCAACCUUUAACCCUUGAAGAUGCAGCUUUCUUCCAACUCCCCGUCAUUCUGUGGACGCCUGGCCACCACCGAGGGAAACCAGUGCUCUGGUAUAUGGUGCACAGCUCACCUUGCUCUCCUUAACUCAGCUGUGCGAGGUGGAAGGUGGGUGCCUAAGAGAGCCAGGGUGGGCACAGGGUUGGCCACAUGGCAGGUAGACAUAACCAACACAAGGCACGGGCGGCCGGGGGCAUGCUCUGGGGACACAAGGAAGGUUCUGGCUUCACGGUCUUUCCUCUGCCACUAACUGGAGAAUUUGAGUUUCUCUGUUCUUUCUUUAGUAUCCAUCUUCGCUUAUAGUAAAUCCUGCAUCCCUGGCUUUAAUAGACAUUCUAGAAUUUGCUGCACUGACUGUCUUGAUCAUGUUUCUAUUCCUCUCCCUCUCAAUACUCUUCGAAGGCCUCCUGAUCGGCCCUGAGGAAGUGCUAGGGGUUGACAGUAUCCCUGGGUCCCUGUGCCUCAGCCCAUAGGUCAUUAUGAUGAUAGUCUGUUUAGCACUUCCAUAUUUAUUGUACCAAUGAUUGUAAUGAAGACAUACACUGAAAAUA
Psammomys obesus (fat sand rat) is the source of this 3646-nucleotide messenger RNA. RefSeq names its product carbonic anhydrase 12 (gene Ca12). The record is from RefSeq and is a predicted model, not a curated record. The transcript has 11 exons. Gene Ontology annotation, molecular function: zinc ion binding; carbonate dehydratase activity. NCBI's taxonomy places the organism in Eukaryota, Metazoa, Chordata, Mammalia, Rodentia, Muridae. Gene Ontology annotation, cellular component: plasma membrane. The coding region runs from base 65 to 1132 and encodes 355 amino acids.